Molecule: messenger RNA, 1351 nt
Organism: Frankliniella occidentalis (western flower thrips)
Lineage: Eukaryota; Metazoa; Arthropoda; Insecta; Thysanoptera; Thripidae
Product: transmembrane protein 98
Exons: 5
Coding region: 495-1250 (251 amino acids)
Cellular component (GO): endoplasmic reticulum
Source: RefSeq, a predicted model, not a curated record
ACGUGUGCUUUUACUUCAUUGUGACAUUUUAUUCACUCUGAUUAUGAGCCUGCUGACAGGCGAUGCCUAGGCUCAAGGUCGCUGGCCUGACUUGCCUGGAAUGGGCGUUUCGGUUUCGGUACUCUAGUUGCCGAGCUUUUUCAAUAAUAUACGUCGCACGUAUCUUUGGUUCGAUGCGCUAUAACGUAUUUUUUCAAGAAAGUUAUGAGAAGAUGAGAAAAAUUUAAAGUUAAUGGUCAUUUCAUUUUAAACCUUGAUCAAACACUUACAUUACAAAAUUGAGUUAAAUGCCAUAUAGUUUACUGGAUAUUUGGAACCUGUUGACUUGAACACUUAACCAUGUUUCCAAAGUUUAACUCGUACAUGAUAAAUUUUAAAAUUUGACUCUUGUUUCUUGUGUGUAUGUGGGGGGCAAAACAACUACUGGUCAUUCCAUCAAUUUUCCUUCUUUGGACUGUUAGUUGUGGUCAAAUGUUCAACUUCUCCUCAGAAAGAUGAACAUAUGUGAUUUAAUUUUCAGAGCUAGUCCAAGUGUUACAGUUUUUGCUGUACCAUCAAGUCGAACAACUGGAAUGGAAACAGUGGUAGUAGUAGCUAUAGGAGUGCUUGCUGCUGUGUUUGUGGGUGCUCUGAUUGCCCUCGUCAUGUUAUGUUGGCAAAAGCUGUACAAUAAUGGCGUUUGUGGGCUUCAUUUAGACAAGUGUAAUGGCUUUGAUACUCGGCCUGAUAUUCAUUUGAUAGAGGCCGACGCAGAACUUGAACUGGGAGAUGUCUGUUUGCAUCCUGGCAUCAAGGAGAUUUUAGCUGACAAACAAUGGGUUGAUGAUGCAACUGGUUUGGUUCCCCACACUCUGGCAGUCCUCCGAGCAUGUCACAAGCUCACAGAGCGUUUGGCUGCUCUUGCUAUGGGCCCACUCACCAAUCACAAAAUAGGAUCCCAAAUCAUGGAUGUUGCAAGACAGAUUUCAGUAAGGGUUGAUGACGUGGUAAGGUCUAUGUAUCCACCCCUUGAUCCACGCUUGCUGGAGGCACGAACUGCAGCUUUGGCACUUGCUGUCACAAACCUAGCUUUGGUAACAAGACAUGGAUGUUCUCCUAGUCGGCAUCAUUUUCAGCGUAUGGACUGGAUUGACCACGCUUUAGCAUCAAUGGAGUCCCACUUAAAGAUUUUGAGGGAGGCUGCACUUUCACAAGAAAUGAGCUGCCGGAUUCAGCAAACUUUGCCCAACUCAAAAGAUUUGCAGGCGUGAGUCAUGCGUGUUUAUCUGAUCUAUUCUGUUAAGGAAAAAAUAUGCAGUUUUCUACAACAAUGAAUUGCGUUAUUAAAAAUAGAAAUGAUGGGAUAAAAUAA